Telopea speciosissima is the source of this 495-nucleotide messenger RNA. RefSeq lists its product as uncharacterized. Bases 1 to 495 code for a protein of 164 amino acids. The record is from RefSeq and is a predicted model, not a curated record. Gene Ontology annotation, molecular function: nucleic acid binding. The transcript has a single exon. Lineage: Eukaryota; Viridiplantae; Streptophyta; Magnoliopsida; Proteales; Proteaceae. Gene Ontology annotation, biological process: DNA integration.
AUGUCACAUUGCCAGAUACUUGCCAAUAUCACCCACAUUCCUCCAACGGAGCUCCAUUCGUUAAAUGCUCCCUGGCCAUUUUCAACAUGGGGCAUUGAUAUAAUUGGGAAAGUCAUGCCAAAGGCAUCCAAUGGACAUGACUUCAUCCUUGUGGCCAUAGACUAUUUCACCAAAUUGGUGGAGGCACAGUCCUAUGUUGUCUUGAUAGCUGCAAAGAUAACAAAGUUCAUCAAAGAGAACCUCAUAUGCAGAUAUGGAGUGCCACAUGCCCUCAUAUCCGAUCAACGGGCACAUUUCUGGGGAAAGGUUGACAAGUUCUGCACCAAGUUUGGUAUUCAAAGGCAUCAGUCUAUGACUUAUAGACCACAAACUAAUGGCGCAGUGGAAGCAGCCAACAAGAAUGUCAAAGCCAUAUUGCAGAAAAUGGCUGAUACCCAUAAGGAUUGGGCAGAAAAGCACCCAUACGCAUUAUGGACCUAUCGAAACUCAAUUUGA